CGUGCAGGAACAGGCAGAAAACACAGGUUAGCUAAUGUCAACACACCCCUGAGGUACAGCCUGUUAGCUUAGCCUAGCCUGUUGCUAACCGUAUAGCAACACUCCUGCUGCACUUGUCAACACUUUGCACGUAAGGACCCGGACUUUUGUCUUUUGUUGCUUUGAAUUAAAAGCGACCUUUUUUCUCCAGGAUGCACGUGCAGAGAGUCGUUCUCAACUCACGUCCAGGUAAAAAUGGGGCGCCAGGUCCUGAAAACUUCCGCCUGGAGGAGUCCACUUUAGCGCCUGACCUGAAGGAGGAGGAGGCCCUUGUUCGGACGCUUUACCUUUCAGUUGACCCCUACAUGCGCUGCAGGAUGAACGAGGACACCGGUGCAGAAUACCUGACUCCAUGGCAGCUGUCUGCGUGUGUGGAUGGCGUAGGCAUCGGCGUGGUUGAGUCCAGCCGCUGCAGCUCCUGCUCUGUGGGAGAUGUGGUCACUUCGUUCAACUGGCUGUGGCAGACCCACGUUGUUAUGAAAGGAAGCGUCCUACAGAAGGUUGAUCCCCAGUUGGCUGGCGGGCACUUAUCCUACUUGCUGGGUGCAGUCGGCCUAACAGGCCUCACUGCCCUGCUGGGUGUGAGGGAGAAGGGUCACGUCACCAAAGGGGCCAAUCAGACCAUGGUGGUCAGUGGGGCUGCUGGGGCCUGUGGCUCCAUAGCUGGACAGAUUGGCAGGCUGGACGGCUGUGUGAGGGUUGUCGGGAUCUGUGGAUCUGAAGAGAAGUGCAGAGCUUUACUGGAUGAUCUGGGCUUCUCCGCUGCCAUCAACUAUCGACAGGAGGAUGUACCGGCCAGACUGAAGGAGUGCUGCCCUGAUGGAGUAGAUGUUUACUUUGACAAUGUGGGAGGUCCCAUCAGUGAUACUGUCAUAGCACAGAUGAACAGCGGCAGCCAUGUGAUCCUGUGUGGGCAGAUCUCUCAGUACAACAAGGAUGUGCCGUAUCCUCCACCUUUGAGCGAGGAGACACAGGAAGCUCUGCAAAGCAAGAGCAUCACCAGAGAGAGAUUCAUGGUGCUUGACUACAUGAGCAAAGCAGAAGCUGCCCUCACUGAGCUCGGCCAGGGUAUUAAAUCAGGCCAGAUCAAGGUGCUAGAAACGGUGGUGAAUGGCAUUGAAAACAUGGGAGAUGCAUUUUGCUCUAUGAUGAAAGGGGGAAACAUUGGCAAACAAAUUAUAAAGAUAUCAGAGUGAGGAUAAUCACCACAGUUCCCAGUAGCUACUACUCUCACCAGACACCUCGAGAAAUGAACCCAUUAAGGUAAUGAACUCGAGUAAGACAUUGCAUCGCUUAGCUGAUGCCAGUUGAUUGCAAUUACAAACCAGAAAUGAAAAAUCACAUCAUGUUCUCUCUUUAUGAUGUUGAGAAAAGUAAAAUAAAAAAAGUGUUUGAGAACCUGAUAAGUAUUGAAUAUUAAAACUUUUUAAUUUAUAUUUCCAGGGCCACAGUAAACAAUAAACAUAGAUUAGAUAGAUAUUUGCUUAUGUUACACAUUUUAAAUUGCAGUAAUACGUAAUGAUUUUAAAAUCUACCAGUGUAGAAAGAUCAUUACCCAAAAUAAACGUAACUGAACCAUAAAGAGACAUCAUCAGACGUGGUCCUAUUUGGAGCACAAGUGACAAAAGGCAAUAAGGUUAUAACUAGUGGAGAAAUACAUUUUUACUGUUUAUUAGCACUACUGUAAUUAAAUGUGUCGUACACAUAGUACUGUCAAAUUACUGUCUGUUGGUACCAGGGUUGGUAUGUGUGAACUACUGCGUAACGGGUUAUCAUGAUCUGGUUUUACUUACAAUGGUUAGCUGGCUAAUAUAAACUUUGUUCCUGUGAAACUGGAACGCCCAUGGUUCUUAGGGUGUGACAUCAUCCGAGUUCUGCGGUGUAAUGAAACGAGGACAAAGCACCGGCCUUUUCAGCGCGCUACCUAGCUUGAGCUAACGAGCUACAUAAAACUACAUAAGCUUUUUGCUGCAUUUUAUGCUAUGAAAAGAUAUAUUUGAUACAGAUAAAGUAUUUUUCAAAGGAUCGUUCAUAUACUAGUGUAAUACCACUAUAGCAUUACUGUGUGUUUUGGCCGACAAGCAAAUAACAAGUAUUAGCUUGCUAGCACCAAAUCCAGCAUUGCCAUUGGUCUUCAUUGUUAUGUCCUUGAUAUUAUGAUUUGAUUUGAACUAAAGAUUUUUCAUAUCACACUAACUGUAAAUAAACCUUGGGACUUUGAAUUGCA
Messenger RNA from Hippoglossus stenolepis (Pacific halibut), 2266 nucleotides. It is a transcript of the gene ptgr2, whose product is annotated as prostaglandin reductase 2. Lineage: Eukaryota; Metazoa; Chordata; Actinopteri; Pleuronectiformes; Pleuronectidae. Gene Ontology annotation, biological process: prostaglandin metabolic process. Gene Ontology annotation, molecular function: 15-oxoprostaglandin 13-reductase [NAD(P)+] activity. The record is from RefSeq and is a predicted model, not a curated record. The coding region runs from base 192 to 1235 and encodes 347 amino acids. The transcript has 8 exons.